Molecule: messenger RNA, 10400 nt
Organism: Lepisosteus oculatus (spotted gar)
Lineage: Eukaryota; Metazoa; Chordata; Actinopteri; Semionotiformes; Lepisosteidae
Gene: lrp5
Product: low density lipoprotein receptor-related protein 5
Biological process (GO): canonical Wnt signaling pathway
Molecular function (GO): Wnt receptor activity; Wnt-protein binding
Source: RefSeq, a predicted model, not a curated record
CCGGUUUCCGCUGUCAGUCGCAGCUCUCCUCUGAUCCUUGCAGGCUGGCGCUGAGCUUCUCACAAAGUAACCACCGAAACACUCUCUCGGAUACAAACUUUUCUUCUUGCACAAGUUAUUUCAAAGUAUGGAGCCGGAGUAACGAAACGUAGCGCCGCGAGCACUUGCGAUGGGGGCUUUUCUUGCCGGGUUACUGCUGUACAGUCUGUUCUGCGUACUUGAUGGGUCUCCUCUGCUGCUGUUUGCCAAUCGAAGGGACGUCAGGCUGGUGGACGCCGGACUGGGCAGGCCGGAGUCUACUGUGGUGGUCAGUGGCCUGGAGGACGCAGCUGCUGUGGACUUCCUGUUCUCUGAGGGCUUGAUCUUCUGGACGGAUGUCAGCGAAGAGGCCAUCAAGCAGACCUACUACAACCAGUCAGGGAAUGUGCAGAGCGUCAUCGUGUCCGGGCUGGACUCCCCUGAUGGCCUGGCUUGCGACUGGCUGGGGAAGAAGCUGUACUGGACCGACUCGGAGACCAACCGCAUCGAAGUGGCCAACCUUAAUGGAACAUCGAGGAAAGUGCUCUUCUGGCAAAACCUGGACCAGCCCAGGGCCAUUGCUCUUGAUCCGGCUCACGGGUACAUGUACUGGACAGACUGGGGAGAGGAGCCUCGGAUCGAGAGGGCAGGGAUGGAUGGCAGCAGGAGGGAAGUCAUUGUGGACUCCGAUAUCUACUGGCCCAACGGACUGACCAUUGACCUUGAGGAGCAGAAGCUCUACUGGGCCGAUGCGAAGCUCAGCUUCAUCCACAGAGCCAACCUAAAUGGAUCCAAUCGGCAAACGGUUGUUGAAGGCACCCUGACCCACCCCUUUGCUCUCACUCUGUCUGGGGAAACUCUGUACUGGACAGACUGGCAGACACGGUCCAUCCAUGCCUGUAACAAGAACACAGGAGAGAGGAGAAGGGAAAUACUGAAUAGCAUUUAUUCUCCCAUGGAUAUCCAGGUGCUUGGCCAAGAGAGACAGCCAAACAUUCCUACCCCCUGCUUCCAUAACAAUGGAGGCUGUACUCACCUGUGUCUCCUGUCGCCAGAGGAGCCUUUCUACAGUUGUGCCUGUCCUACGGGUGUUCAACUCCAAGAAGACGGCAAAACCUGCAAACCAGGAGCCCAGGAAGUGCUGCUUCUUGCUCGGCGGACUGAUCUGCGCCGCAUUUCUCUGGAUUUGCCCGACUUCACUGAUAUUGUCCUGCAGAUUAAUGACAUCCGGCAUGCCAUAGCCAUUGACUAUGACCCAGUGGAAGGUUAUGUCUACUGGACCGACGACGAGGUCAAGGCCAUCCGGCGUGCCCAGAUCGAUGGCAGCGGGGCUCAGACUCUCGUGACAACGGAGGUCAACCACCCCGAUGGGAUCGCGGUGGACUGGGUGGCUCGGAAUCUCUACUGGACCGACACCGGCACCGACCGCAUCGAAGUCACCCGGCUCAACGGCACGUCCCGCAGGAUCCUGAUCUCGGAAAACCUCGAUGAGCCCCGGGCCAUUGUACUCGACCCCAUUCGAGGCUACAUGUAUUGGACUGACUGGGGGGAAAAACCGAAGAUCGAACGUGCCAACUUGGACGGAAGCGAUCGCGUUAUCCUUCUGAACACUUCCCUGGGCUGGCCGAACGGGUUGGCGAUUGACUACGCGGCGGGCAAGCUGUACUGGGGCGAUGCCAAAACAGACAGAAUCGAGGUCAUCAACAUUGAUGGGACAGAGAGGAAAACCCUGCUGGAAGACAAGCUUCCCCACAUUUUUGGCUUCACACUGCUGGGCGAUUAUAUCUACUGGACAGACUGGCAAAGGAGGAGCAUCGAGCGAGUGCACAAGACCAAAGCCACCCGGGAGAUCAUCAUCGACCAGCUGCCAGAUCUCAUGGGCUUGAAGGCAACCAGAGUGACCGAGGCGUUUGGAACUAAUUCAUGCACAGAAAACAAUGGAGGCUGCAGCCACCUGUGUUUCUAUAGGCCUCAGGGCCUGAGGUGUGCCUGUCCCAUGGGCUUGGAGCUACUGAAUGACAUGAAAACUUGCAUUGUGCCAGAAGCCUUCCUACUCUUCACCACCCGGGCGGACAUACGCAGGAUAUCUCUGGGUACCACUAAUAACGACGUGGCAAUUCCUCUGACAGGGGUGAAGGAGGCUUCUGCCUUGGACUUUGACGUCUCUGACAAUAGAAUCUACUGGACUGAUGUCAGUAUGAAGACCAUAAGCCGAGCCUUCAUGAACGGCAGCUCCGUGGAGCACAUCAUCGAGUUUGGGCUGGACUAUCCGGAGGGCAUGGCAGUAGACUGGAUGGGGAAAAACCUGUACUGGGCCGAUACCGGGACGAACCGGAUUGAAGUGGCGCGCCUGGAUGGACAGUACCGCCAGGUCUUGGUGUGUAAAGACCUGGACAACCCCCGCUCCCUAGCGCUCGACCCUGCCAAAGGCUACAUGUACUGGACAGAAUGGGGCGGGAAACCACGAAUAGUGAGAGCACACAUGGAUGGAACCAACAUUGUUACUCUGGUGGAUAAACUAGGCCGAGGCAACGGUCUCACAAUCGACUAUGUGGAUCAGAGGCUCUACUGGACAGACCUGGACACCUGCAUGAUUGAGUCCUCAAACAUGCUUGGGCAGGAAAGAGAAAUCAUAGCAGAUGAUCUGUCCCACCCGUUCGGGCUGACCCAGUACCGUGACUUCAUCUACUGGACUGACUGGACCCUGCAGAGCAUCCAGAGAGCGGACAAGAGUAACGGGCAGAACCGGACCGAGAUCCAGGGCCAUCUGGAAUACGUUAUGGAUAUUUUAGUGUUCCACUCCUCGCGCCAGGAUGGCUGGAAUGAAUGUGUGCAGAAUAACGGGCAGUGUGCCCACCUCUGUUUGGCCGUACCUGAGGGAUAUAAGUGUAGAUGUGCUUCCCAUUACACUCUGGAUGCCAAUGGCAAAAACUGUAGCUCUCCUUCUAGCUUCCUCCUGUUCAGUCAGAAAGCCGCUAUCAGUAGGAUGGUGCUGGGAGAGCAGAGCCCGGACAUCAUCCUGCCCAUUCACGUGCUGAGGAACGUCCGAGCUAUCAGCUACGACCCUGUGGACAAGCUCAUUUACUGGGUGGAUGGACGACAAAACAUCAAGAGAGCAAUGGAUGAUGGCUCACAGGCUUUUGUGGUGGUGUCUUCCUCCGGCCACCUUCAGAACCCCGACAAGCAGCCUCAUGACCUCAGCAUCGAUGUGUUCAGCCGGACGGUGUACUGGACGUGCGAGGCCACCAACACCAUCAACGUUCACCGGCUUGAUGGCAAAUCUAUUGGCGUGGUGCUGAGAGGCGAGCAGGACCGGCCUCGCGCUAUUGUGGUCAACGCAGAGAGAGGGUACAUGUACUUCACCAACAUGCAGGAGAGGUCCGCAAAAAUCGAGCGUGCUUCCCUGGACGGCACUGAGCGCGAGGGCCUCUUCACCACCGGACUGAUCCGACCCGUCGCCCUGGCCGUUGACAACAAGCUGGGGAAGCUCUUCUGGGUGGACGCUGAUCUGAAACGCAUUGAGAGCAGCGACCUGUCUGGAGCAAACCGCAUCACCCUGCAGGACUCCAACAUUCUGCAGCCCAUGGGGCUGACUGUGCUUGGAGAGCACCUGUACUGGAUUGACCGGCAGCAGCAGAUGAUUGAGCGAGUGGACAAGCUCACUGGGGAGAAGAGGACACGAAUCCAGGGCAGGAUCUUCCACCUCACCAGCAUCCACGCUGUGGAAGACAUGGACGCCACAGAGUUUGCAUCACACCCUUGUUCCCGUGACAACGGAGGCUGCUCUCACAUCUGCAUCGCUAAGGGAGAUGGGACUCCUCGCUGCUCCUGUCCAGUCCACCUUGUCCUGCUGCAGAACCUGCUCACCUGUGGAGAGCCGCCCACCUGUUCGCCGGAGCAGUUCACCUGCGCGACGGGCGAGAUCGACUGCAUCCCUAUGGACUGGCGCUGCGACGGCUUCGCCGAGUGCGACGACAACAGUGACGAGGAGGACUGCCCCGUCUGCUCCGCCUUCCAGUUCCAGUGCGAAAAGGGCCAGUGCAUCGACGCCCGGCUACGCUGCAACGGAGAGGCGGACUGCGCGGACAGCUCCGACGAGCAGGACUGCGACACUAUCUGCCGUCCAAACCAGUUCCGCUGUAGAACCAACCAGUGCAUUCUGAAGAAGCAGCAGUGCGAUUCCUUUUCGGACUGCAGCGAUGACUCCGACGAGCUAUUCUGUGAGUAUAACUCCCCGCCAAGCGAUCUUCAGGCCCACAGCAGCACCAUCGGACCAGUCAUUGGGAUCAUUCUCUCAGUCUUUGUUAUGGGAGGGAUGUACUUCGUGUGCCAGCGCGUGGUCUGUCGCCGCUACAAGGGCCCCAAUGGAGCUUUUCCAACUGAGUACAUCAGCGGGACUCCCCACGUUCCCCUCAAUUUCAUCGCACCGGGAAGUUCGCAGCAUGGUACUUUUACUGGAAUCUCCUGCGGGAAGUCCGUGAGGAGCUCCAUGAGUCUGAUGGGCAGCAGUGGCAGCGGGGCUCCGCUCUAUGACAGGAACCACGUGACUGGGGCGUCCUCCAGCAGCUCAGCCAGCACGAAGGGGACUUUCUACCCUCAGAUUUUGAAUCCACCUCCAUCACCAGCGACCGACCGCUCUCUGUACAACACAGAAAUAUUUUACUCCUCCAACAGCCCCUCCACAACAAGGUCUUACAGGCCCUAUCUCCUGCGAGGCAUAGCCCCACCCACGACUCCCUGCAGCACGGACGUGUGCGACAGUGACUACACCACCAGCCGCUGGAAGACCAACAAAUACUACAUCGACCUGAACUCGGACUCCGACCCCUACCCUCCCCCCCCCACGCCCCGGAGCCAGUACCUGUCAGCGGAGGAGAGCUGCCCCCCCUCGCCCUCCACUGAGAGGAGCUACUUCCACCUGUGCCCUCCCCCUCCUUCACCCUGCACUGACUCCUCGUGACCCUGGGCACAGCCCCCGCCGCACACCUGUAAAUAAUUUUAAAUAUGAACAAAUCAGAUAAUUAUAUUUUAGUAAUUUUCACUAAUGGUUGUUUGUUUGGGAGCGUUCGGGGUUCAAUUUGGAGGGGAGGGGGGGACUUGAUAAGUGUGUGUACAGUACUUCUAAAGUGAAGUCUGUCAAGCCAUGUGAAAUCUUUGCACAGCAGAAGUGUAUUUAUAACUUUUUUUUUAAAACUGUUUCUGUUUCUUCACAACAUCCCCAGCUGUCCCCCAAGGCCGUGGCACAAGCCACCAUUGCACUUGGCUGAGUGUGUUGCCCAUGUGAGAGAAAGUCCUUUUUUUUUUUUUUUUGUACGUUAUUUUUCUUAAAUAAGGAAAGAAAAUGCCAGCAUUCUUUCCCAUCAUUUGGACAACACUAAAGCUUCUACACAUCUUUUACGUGUAAAUAGAAAACUUUCAAUAAUGUGUUUUAUAUUUCAAUACAGUGGCCAUGACUCUUUACAGGCUGAAAUUUGUAUCUUAUUUUGCACACAUACUGUAAUCCCACAAUAAGAUCCGAGUAACUUCUAUCCUCCAACAGGCUCAAGUGUUUUACUCUGGCAAAACAGUCUCUGGAAUCUACCAUCUUCUUUCGCACAGUGACAAAGUACCUCUGAAAGAUAUUUAUAGCAUGGCUCCAAGGUUUCUGAUUUUGACAUUGCAAGUUACAGAAGGUACUACUACUACUAGACAGGGCCAGUAGGUGGAUACGUCUGGUUUUAUUUUGGACAUUAAAUGCCCAUUUACAUGUAAGUAGCUUCUGCACCUGUGUAUUAGGUGUAAAGGUAUGUUUAGCCAUAGAGCAUACUGUAUACCUCAUUUUGAAGUUAGGAAAAUUGCAAGGUCUCUUGAAUAUUUGAGUUUAUUCUUUUUUAUAUGUUUUUUUAAAUGGUAGAGGAUUUUAGGGAGCAUUUUGCAGACAUAUGUAUUGGGUCUCGGUACCUGAAAAAAAUGAGUUUUUACAAGUUUAUUAAGGGUCACAAGAGGAAAUCAAGGGAUAACACAUCUAGGACUCAGCAUAAGAAGCAUGAUAAGGUGUCUGUCUGGAACACGCUGCCCACCAAUGUUAUUGAAACCCAAACCUUGUGUUGGUUAUUAAAAUAAACAGCAGGAUGAGACCCUUGAAAGAACUGGAUACUCUGUAAUCAAGUGAAUAAAAUGGACCCAGUGAUUGCAACAAUGGUAAAAGUCCUUUUGGAAAACUAUUAUAAUCUCAUGUUCUUAUAUCCUACAGUAUCUCUAUCUCUCUGUAAACCCUCAAAGGCUCAUGCAUAAGCAUGAACAACAGAGAACUUUGUGCAAGAGAACACCGUUCUAUCCUGUAUUUGCUAAGGUUGCAAGUGUGUUAGGAAUGAUAUUUACAAAACUAUUCAGAAAUGUUUAUAAGACCAUUCAACUACAGUUAUUCAUCAUUUUAUACGUUUGUUAAACACUUAUCCUAGUAAGAGGGAGUUCUAUUUUAUUAAGUUCAUUUAGGGUACAGGGUGCUAAUACUAUUGUCUGUGGUUGCAUAUAGUCAUCAACUCACUUCAUGGAGUCACUGUAUGUGGCUGCGCUGUUCGGCAGUUUGUGGAUAAUCACUACCUUUAGAAAGGCUAAGAGAUACUGUAUGUGACUUCUCAAACUCCUGCACUUCAAAGUUAAAAUUAGUUGCUUGGACAGGUGGAAGUUUCACUCCAAAGUGGGAGUUCUGACCAAGGUAAGAUCACCGUGUUUCAUUCCAAAAGUGCACCGCGUGUUUGCGGGUUAUUCUGAACAGUAAUAUCUUACGGCUAGAUGACCUGCCGGUCAGUCACUGCUUUGAUGACAGUUAUUGGGGGUUUUGGUGUAGCAGGGUUCAUAAGAGGGCCAUCAUUUUCCACCCCAAUAUCGCUAGUAAACGUCAACCAUACACUGCAUUGUAAUUAUUUGCUGUAAAAACCUGGAUAAUUGUGAACCAUGAGCCUUGAUUAUGCAUAGACAUUAUUUUUAACAGUUGCCACAGUUUUAUGUGGUUGUCAUUUGAAGUUCAAGGUCACCCCAGGGACUAAGUGCUUGAAAAGGGCUCUCUCUGUCAUUGUGCAUUCUCGCUGGGGACGUGUGGUGAGCCACUUCACUCUGCACAUACCAAAACCAUUUCAAACAGAAGUAUUGUAAAUAUGUAUUAUUACAUUUUAAUUACAAAGUUAUUUUUAAUUAUUUUGUGUGAAUAUGAUCAAGGCCAUUCUCGUGCUUCUCUGUGAACUAUUUUGAAGUCCCUAAGCAUUUUAUUCAUUCUGCUCAGUUACCAAAACAGUAUGUUUGCUGCUAAUGUACAUAUAAAAAGAUCUGUUGAAAAAAACCCGACAAAGUCAAAACUCACUUUUAUCAGUACAGAUUUUAUAACAGUAAAUAUUAUACAAAUGUUAAGAAUAAAUCAUAAAGUUUAAUAAGUUAUUAACCUUCCAUAGCACAUUGCAUUAUAAGCAUUAUUUUAUGUGUGUACUGCAUUUUAUAUAUGUAUAUUAUAAAAAAGUUUUAAUUUUAAAGUGAUGUUUAUGGAAUAUUCAACACAUUACCUUUGCUUUCAUGGUCUGGCUUUAAAUUUUGAGAAAGCACACAGCAUUGCGUUUAAAACUAUUUGAAUUGAUAAAAAUAAUGUGAGGUAUGCUGAACACCACAUCUGCUUUUUAAUCCUAAGAAAUGUGUGUUGUUUGUCCUCAUCCUUGAUCAUUUGGGAAAAUAUGGUUCUGUUGUCACCAUUGUAAUUUAUGCAUGUGGGUCCUGUAUUUAGAGAUCCUUGGUUUUCCGUCCGCAAUAAGUUUGGGGCAAAAAAACUAAAUAUUGUUUAGAUUUUCUAAAGAAAAAUCACUCAGACCUUAUCCCCCAGUUUUGGAUUCUGUUUUCCUCUUAUACCUGCAAAUUAAACCUAAGCAGGAGCAUAUCUAGAAGUGUUUCUUUUCUUUAAUUGAAAUGUACUUUACAGCAUUUUAGCUCUUCUUUCAUAUGACUCGCAUAGUGUAUUCCUGUUUGAGAAUAACUGGUGUCAUGAAGUGUGCUGUUCCAGAGAAAACAAUCCUCUUAAUGUUGCAGUUUUUGAAAGUUCAGUUUGGCUGAACAAAUUUUUUGAAUGCUGAAAAGGAACAUAUGGCUUUUUAUCUGUCAACCAGUUUUGGCACAUAAUUGUACAAUAGGAUUCCUAGUUAUGAAGUACAGAUAGAAUCUGUGUUGAUCUAUCAUUGAAAGGGGAAUUCUGGAUAGGAAUUCUCAGGUAGCAGAGUUUUGUAUGCAUCUCUUUUGAUCAAAAUUCCAUUACUCAACGAUUACCAAGCUGAAAGCUAUACAGUGAAGCUUCACACUGUGUUGUCUUGCAUGGUUCAUUUUGAUGGGCUUCAGUUGAAAGGCAAUAGAGGUGACAAAAGAAAAAAAAAGUAACUAUUAUAUUGUGUGGAAAGGAUCGUUAAACUGUAUAGAAUUGUCUUGUUGCUAUUGUAUUGUCAGGUCUUUAUAUUCUGCAGAAAAAUGUUUCCCUUUUGUAGAAGAAAAGAGUUUGCAUUGAACCCUGUAGGUAUGGGAAUGAGAGAGGUCUUUUAAUGGUUUAGAUUUUUUUACGUUAGCUUACGUAACUUUGUUCUCAGUAAGGCCAUGUGCUUAAAACAUGUUUUGGCUCUUCAGUUUGGGAAUCAUACAAAUACACUUUUCUCUAGCCUGACUUUAAAUGUGUUGGCAGUAUUGGACAGGCUUAUCAUUUCAUUUUUUUUACUGUCAACUUCAUGUAUUUGUGAUGUGAUCAUAAAAAAAACAAGUUCUUGAAUGCUUUACUGGAAUCCCAAAAAUCUACACAUGGAUGGUGACUAUUAAUUGCAGUAGCAAUUUUACAAUGCGGUGGGUUACAAUAUGUAGCCAGAUCAGUUUUUAAUGCACAGAGACAGAAAGUGGAAAUUAAAUUAUGGUUUUAAUUAAAAGAAUAACUGAGGAGAAAGAUCUCAUGUGAAUAUAAUAAUUCUAUAUAGUUUGUGUGAUUACUUUAUUCAUUUUAUCCAUUUAAAAUGUUUUCUAAAAAUUCUAAUUAAAACUGUUUAAUGUCUGAAUCAUACCAAUGAUACUGUACAGAAAUGCAUGGCAUGUUAUCAAUGUUUUUAAUACAGUGUGGUUGAGCCUUGAAAUCAAUAUGUGUUUGGCAAAUUCAAGCAAACUCUUGACUAUUGCCAAAUAAAGCACUUAUUUUUAAACCUUUCUAAAAGCUACAUGCACAUGAUGGCUGUAUGAUGAUUAUGUGUAGAAGCAGGCUAUGUAAUGUUUACAAUACUGCUGGCCAUGACACUGCAAAAUGAUAAAGAACAUUUUGACAUCCAUUACAUGGUGUACCCAAACAAAAGCUCUUUGCAAUACCUCUCACAAAAGCAUAUUCUAAAUAUCAGAAUAACCUAAAUUGCCAACUCAGAAGAUGCAUUUUUCUUCUUCGGUAAUAAAGAGUAAUAAAAUUACUUUUUAUUUUGCCUUAAACUACCAGUAAAAAUACAAAUAUUCUAUAUAUCUAUCAAGACUGGAAUUAUUUUGUUAACUGUUGAAAUGUGUUUCUGUAAAUGCCUGCAAAAGCAGCACAGGCAGCUUAAAACCCUCAUUCAAAAAUUCUAUUUUUUUCUUUGACAUUUGUAAUUAAUUGAUUAGACAUGCAAGGGUGCCAGUAAAUUACACACCAAACAGUCAACAGUUUGUAAUCAAAGAAGAUACAAAACACAUACUGUAGCUCUGUCCAUCCUGAUUCAUAGUCAAAAAGGAAAGACAAACCCUCUCUUCAUUAAGAUAGUGGUAUUUGGUGAAUUAAAGAACUUAAAAAACACGAAACUGGGGUGUCUCCUUGUGAAAAAAAUCAAUCAAUGGUUCUUAUUAUUCCCAAAUUCAAUGGAACCUGGGUCUUCUAAAGACCUGUUUCAUUAUUUCUAAGUUACUGACACUUUGUUAUCAUCAUACAUUUUUUUCCACAGCAUAAGUUUUUUGUAUUUGUUUCUAUAAUUCCUUAAUUAAGGAAAAACAUUUUUUUGCUUUUUUCCUUAACCUGUAUUUGAUUGGGGAAAAAAGCAAUACAAGUUUUAAAUAUAGUUCAAUCAGAUCUUUUAAUUAUGUACCAUUUUUGUUAGCAGAACAUAGCCUGAAACUGCAUCCUCCAUUUUAACAGUUAUGUGUCUUGCUGUGAAGCAGAUGGUGAAGCCAUCAUCAAUCACUCUAAAAUCUUCACCAGAUAUACCUCUCAUUGAAGCAACAUUAGUAGAUUUCAUGUUAUGACCAAGAGUUAGCUUGAUUCUUGUAUGAUUUUUCUUUGCCUUGUAUUUCAUGUAUAAAGCCUUGUAAAUUAAAAUCUUGCAACUUUUGUUAACUUUUGUAUUAUAGCAAUUUUUAUAUAAUAAAGGUUCUAUUUUAAGGAA